UGUCUGCCACCAAAAUACUCAUUUCACAGAAGAAUUAUUUUUCUUUUCGGAAGAAGAUCCCGACAAAGCGGCCCGAUUUCUUUUCAGAUAGAAAAAAGCAGUCGAAGAAUCAGAAAACCGACGAUGUACGCCAGAACAAAUACCGGCAGCUCACAUGGAGACUUUCAAGAUCGAAACGGAGUAAAUUAUGUGACAUCGACAGAGUCCUUCGCUCACUGCUCUCAAUUGUUCUGGAAAAAGGAUCCCAACGACUCCGGACCGAGUUCGACCAUCAACUGGUGCGAUCAGCUCCCUUCGUCAUCAGCAGCCCUCACCAGCUCCAGUCUCUCCUCCACGUCACUGUCCACCUCCAGUCUCUCCAUGGAGUCCCGAGCGCCGGUAUCUGCAUCAACAACAGCGGUAGACGACAUGGAGGACUCGGACGAGAGGCCGUACGUCUGUGACCUGUGCACGUGUGCCUACAAGCACGCCAGCUCCCUGCUCAACCACAAGCUCACACACAGGACGGGGGACUUCAAAUGUGACUUUUGCAGCAAACCUUACACCAACUACAUGUCUCUUCGCAACCACAUGCGAAUCCACGGUCAGAAGCGCUACAUGUGCGACUUGUGUGGGAAGGCCUUCCGCCUGGCCCGGUACCUGCGGAACCACCAGAGGAUCCACGACGACGGGCCCAACCGCUUCGACUGCCCUUCGUGCUGCAAGAGCUACAGGACCAUGCUGGAGUUGGCCCAGCACCGCUGCCAAGCUGCUGGCAGUAGCCAGAUGGUUGGCUUUAAGAGAAAAACUGGAGUGUGGAACCGGUUCAACUGCCCGUCCUGCUUUAAGAGCUACCGAACCAUGCUGGACCUGGCCCAGCACCGCUGCAGCGCCGCGGCCAAACACCAGUCUGGCAGCCGUCGUUCCAAUUACGCCAACAACGCCCGCCGGCAGCAGCAGCGACACAACAACGCAAACUCCAUGAUGCAGCAGCAGCAGCAGCAGCAGCAGCAGCACAGUGGACACGGCCAGCAAGACACACUUCCCUCCCACUGCGUGUCACCGAUGUCUCAGGGAGGUCAAGGUGGCAGCCAGCCUGACCCCCACCAGGGACGUCCCAGCUCAGUGUCCUCCCAGAGCAGCCAGCAAAGCAUGAGGAACUCCUCCAACAAACACGUGUCCUCCUCCAGCGCAGCCCCGUCCUCCUCCUACUCUCUGCUCCAGCCCCUGGUGCCUGAGGUAAAGGAGAUGAGCUCGGGAUACACUAGGCUGAGCGUCAACUCCAUGCCAAAACACCAGGAAGCGUUCUCCCUGGCCCCCCAGCGGCCCCUCACCACCAUCAACCCCAUCGGCCACAUCCUUCAUCCGAACGGAGCGCCCACGCUCAAGCCUUCCCCCGUGCCACGCAGCAUCCAGACCAUGCCAUGGGAGCAGCGCUCGCUCUACAAUCAAUGAGACUUUGACGUGACGUCUGUCGCAGUCGCCUCCGCCCCGACGCACCCUCGUCCUCGUCCUCGUCCUCGUCCCACACCUCUGGGAUCCAGCAUCAAAGAUGGAGGACUCCAGUGACCACCUCCACCGCCUCAGCCCCCACCCCCCCCCCCCUUCCUUUUGGAACGCCGAGUUUGGGAUCAGGGGAAAGGGCACUACUGACAACUAGUUGAGAGUAACUGAGUAGUUAGGUUAAAAAUGUGUUGCCUUGACCCUCAUGUAUGAUCUAUGCCAUGUACUGAAUAUAAGUUAAAAUGUCCUCCCCUCUCUAGUUAUGAGAAUAUCUAUCCCUCCCGUUAUGAAUAGUGUCUCUCCUCACCUCCUUUCUCCAUAUGUUAAACAAAACAAGAGGCUAUUUUUAUCAACAGUGAGUCCCAGACUCCAAACCCUGAAGUUAAAGUAACUCUCUGCUCAUUCUAAUAUGUUUUUGAACAUAUACCCCAAGUUUUUUUUAACUAAACAAAGAUUCUGGAGAUUCUUUUUUUACCGUACCCCUUUGUGAUGCUCCAGAACGAACCGUGUGUAUAUUGUGCGUUGGGAGGUGUCAUGACUGUUUGUGUUCCGUUCUGUUUGACCACACCUCUCACCUCCUGAGCACCAGGCAACAGCGAGGACCACGAGGAGAGACGCCACCGAUGUCCGGCAAAGAGAAAAAAAUGAAAUGAAAAAGUCCAGGAACGUGCCAGUCGGGCCUUUUUUUUAAUUUUUUAUUUUCCCGUGUCGUUAAGUGAAGUGACUCUGCUAUUGGGAAAAGGACCUCCUCCCUCCUCUCUCCUCCCUCCUCCCUCCUCCCUCCUCCCUCCUCCCUGCGCUCUGCCACAGCCAAGGACACGGACUCAUCGGCGCAGUUUCCUUCUCUCAACACAACAAGAACGCUCACUUGUUCCUAAACGUGCGUGUGAGUGGUGGCACGUUGUUACUGUAGUUUUUGCUGGUCUGUUGGCUGGGAAUCAAAUCUAGAAGAUAACACUUCACACGUCUCCAUUCUUCUUCUUGUUGUUGUUUUUUUUGUUUUCUUCUCGUUCCACACUCACCGUUAACACGUUCAUUUGUUCCUUUCACUCUAAAAGCACUUGAAGACGAGUGCUAUCUAAUUGUUACUGUCUCUGUCUAGAGCUGAGUCGACUGUAAAGAUGUAACACUGCCUUACAUCAACGCCCCCCAUCCCAUCCCCCCCAUCACAACUCAACAUGAACUCCGGUGACUGAGCAGGGGAAACUGGUGCCUGGUUCGUGCCCAUGAACACUGCUGUGUGUGGACGGUACAGUGGCCAAAGCUCUGGACCCACACUCCCAGCGUCAACACUUCCUCCCUCCCUCCCUCCCUCUCUCCCUCCUCCAGUGUCGUUCUCUUAUAGAAAACCGUCACACCUGCUAGAGCUGUCACUUUCUCUUAUUCACAAACUCAGCCACAUUAACACGCACACACAGACGACUGUGACAUUAUUUAUUAUUAUUAUCCUUAAUAUUAGUCACGCACGGUCGAUCUCUUGUUGCGUUUCCCAUCUGUGUUGAGUCUACACAGAUUUGUUCAGUAUUUUUCCGUCUCUGGUGUCGAAUGGGAAACAUUUCCACACUCCACUCUUGGUAAAUGACGUCAGGAUGACGGUCAAGCUUUGUGUCCUUCACUUUCACUGCGCGGCCGCGUCUCAGUCUUACUUUUCUGAUCGUCCAAACUCGCAGUGCCCUCUGCUGGGCAACGUGGCAAUUACUUUAAGACAGUCCUCUGCACUUCUAGGCUGUAAGUUUUGAAUUCCAAGUGUUAAAGGUUCGAAUUAGACUUUUUCUCGCCCCCCCCCCCCCCCCCUCCUCGCCUUGUGUUCAAAAGCAUUUUUGAGUUUGUUGUUAAAGUGACAGCCCUAACUCCUGCAGCUCAGCGUUCUCUGGACAGAUUUGAGUUCAAACACCUACCUUCAGGGUGUUUCAUUAAGCAGCGUGUCCUAGUUGGCCGGAUAAAAUCCAAAUCCACGCUUCACAAGUGUUUUAUCUGUUAACGGGUCCUUUUGAUGAAUAACAGUUGAACCAUGGAUGGGAUAGGUAGUCACGUUAGGUUAUCUUGCUAACACGGUGCUCAUUGAAAUACCCACAAUUCUACUGACAUUGUAUUUUCUCUUUUUAAAAGUUGUCUCUAUUUUUAUUCAUGACAUGUUUUCAUUGUUGCUUUUUUUUUUCCCGUCUCCUUGUAAAGUGUCUUUUGAGUAUUUAGAAAAGUGCUAUACAAAUAAAAUGUUUUAUCAUUA
Solea solea (common sole) is the source of this 3709-nucleotide messenger RNA. Its product is annotated as zinc finger protein 646-like. NCBI's taxonomy places the organism in Eukaryota, Metazoa, Chordata, Actinopteri, Pleuronectiformes, Soleidae. Gene Ontology annotation, biological process: regulation of DNA-templated transcription. Bases 124 to 1434 code for a protein of 436 amino acids. The record is from RefSeq and is a predicted model, not a curated record. The transcript is spliced from 8 exons. Gene Ontology annotation, molecular function: DNA-binding transcription factor activity, RNA polymerase II-specific; RNA polymerase II cis-regulatory region sequence-specific DNA binding.